GAGGAAGUGUGAAGUAUCACAGGAGGUAGCGGGGGAGCGACGGUCCCACGGCCUGAGGAGAUUUCAGGGUUCCGGACCUAAACAUGGGGGCCGAUGGAGGAUGGGAUCUCUGUAUAUACACAAGCAACAUGGAAAAGCGUAGAUGACCCCUGUGUGUCACUCAAGAACUGAACCAUGGGCUUAAGACCAAAUUGUGGUGCUUUGCACAUCCCCACGGCUGUUCUAUACGGCUCGCUGUCAUUUUUUAUUUCUGUCCUGCACAAUGUUUUUCUUCUUUACUAUGUGGACACUUUUGUGUCAGUUUACAAAAUCGACAAACUGUCCUUCUGGAUUGGAGAGACAAUCUUUUUAAUCUGGAACAGUUUAAAUGAUCCCUUGUUUGGCUGGAUUAGUGAUCGUGUCUUUCUCAACACAAAACAGCCCAGUGUAGAUAUCUCCACACCAGAAGUGGUGCUUAAAAGACUGAAAGCCUUGAGCCAAAAUGGGCCCUUGUUUGCGCUUUCAUUUUUGGCUUUUUGGGUUGCCUGGGCUCAUCCUGGAUUACAAUUCCUUAUCUGCCUGUGCCUGUAUGACAGUUUCCUCACUAUGGUGGACCUCAAUCACAAUGCCUUGCUAGCAGACCUGGCUGUAUCUGCAAAGGAGAGGACUAGCUUAAACUUCCACUGUUCACUGUUCAGCGCUAUUGGAUCUCUCUCAGUGUUUGCAUCCUACACCGUUUGGAACAAAGAAGAUUUCUUCUCUUUUCGGAUAUUUUGUGUGCUCCUGGCAGCCAUCUCUGCUCUCGGGUUUACAGUGUCAACAUGGCUGCUCAGACAAAGAUUCAGGGGUGGAACAAGGGCUAAUGCUGACCAGGAUUCCAUAUUGAGAGAAUUAUAUGUUGAUGAACCAUCAGCUUCAUCAGAGAAGAGGAUCACUCUCAUUGAAUAUCUUAAACAACUGUCAAAGCACCGAAAUUUUCUGUGGUUUGUUAGCAUGAAUUUGGUGCAGGUUUUUCACUGCCAUUUCAACAGUAAUUUCUUCCCCCUUUUUUUGGAGCACUUACUCUCUGAUAGUAUUUCUCUGUCCACAGGUUCAUUCCUCCUUGGUAUUUCUUAUAUAGCCCCACAUCUUAACAACAUGUAUUUCCUGUCCCUGUGCCAAAAGUACGGCGUUUACAUCGUUGUGCGAUGGUUGUUUCUACUGAAGCUCUUCCUCAGUGUGGUGAUGCUUCUCGCCGGACCUGACCAGAUCUAUUUGCUUUGUAUAUUUAUAGCCAGCAAUCGGGUUUUCACGGAGGGGACCUGCAAACUCUUGAACUUGGUUAUCACAGACUUGGUGGAUGAGGAUUUUGUGUUGAAUCGGAGAAAGCAAGCAGCCUCUGCUCUUUUAUUUGGAAUGGUAGCUUUAGUGACUAAGCCUGGGCAGACCUUCGCCCCUCUCAUUGGCACCUGGGUGCUUUGUGUUUACACAGGAUACGACAUCUUCCAGAGGGACGCUAUGAAUAAUAUAAGCACUGAACCACAAUUGGAAUCCAGCACAGUGCUGACCACAACGCUCCGUCAGGGAUGCUUUUAUCUUCUCGUCUUUGUUCCAAUCACAUGUGCUCUGCUCCAGCUUUUCGCCUGGUCUCAUUUUAAUCUGCGAGGGAAGCGUCUGCUCGCCGUGAAGUCUUACAGGCAGUCCUUGCCUCUAAAUACACCUUCCCAAUAUGUCAAAGCUAUAUGAACAUUAUUAACUUGGUUUACUUCAGACCUUGAUGUAUUUUUGUAUAUUUUUAUGGUUCUUAAGAAAAAAGAAA
Xenopus laevis (African clawed frog) is the source of this 1777-nucleotide messenger RNA. It is a transcript of the gene slc68a1.L, whose product is annotated as major facilitator superfamily domain containing 13A L homeolog. NCBI's taxonomy places the organism in Eukaryota, Metazoa, Chordata, Amphibia, Anura, Pipidae. The record is from RefSeq and is marked provisional. Gene Ontology annotation, cellular component: membrane.